AAGUGUCUUUGUCACAUGGCCGAUGUCUACAGCACCGAUCAGAGAAGCACCACCACUGCUGCGGAAGGACAAGCGCGUCGCUGGUGGAAAGAGUCCGGUGAAGACUGCUUGGGCAAAGGAAGGGAGUAGCAAGUCGUUGAUUCCGGCUGUCGGGGGCAAGUACUCUGUCUCUGCAACGCCUCCUCCGACAUCCACAACAACAGCCACUGCUUCGCCAUCCCCAACUAAACCAGCUCCGAGCAAACCACUGCUCCCUGCAGAAACAGCUUCCCCCGCUCAAAUGUCCCCACCAAAGCAUCAAAUAAUGUCCCCCGCAAAGCCCAAGAAGGACCUUGUGGAUCCUCCUCCGCAGACUCCAUCCCCUUCCGCCCCCACACCCCCAGUAGCCACGCCUGCAGCAGCAGACCCUUCCAAGGCAAUCCCUGAAGCUGUGCCAUCGUCGCCAUCUCUAGCCCCCGACGGACGACGUGCGGUGAAUGACACGCCUGACUUCGAAACCCCGCUGGGCAUCUUUGGGCCACAGUUGCAGCAGCGAGAGACGGAAGAUCUGUGCUUUGCCAUGGGCAUGACAACCCUCGAAGUGCAAAAGCUCGUGGCGAUUUUCAACGACAUCGAUCUCAAUUGCUCGGGGCUCAUUAAUCUGAGGGAACUCUACUUUUUACUCGACACGCCCCAGAACAAGUACACGUCCUCGAUCCUCCGCUUCAGCACCCACCAAAGCGACCCCGUGAAGCUCGACAUCGACGACUUCGUUCGCAUUGUGUGCACCUUUGCGCUCAUGUCCCAAACUGACAUCUACCGGUUCUGCUUUGACACGUUUGACGAAGACGACUCGGGGUCGUUGAGCAAAGACGAGUUUGUCGUCAUGUGCGACUCGAUCCAAAUCAAAGGCGACGGGUUCUUCCAGGGCAACUUCAAGAAGGCGAUGGAAGCAUUCGACGCCAACCACGACGGACUGCUGGACUUUGCCGAGUUUAUCGAAAUGAACCGCAAGUUUCCGCUCGUGUUUUGGCCGCUGUUUCAUUUCCAAGAAACGAUGCAGGAAAAGACGCUGGGCAAGCGCAUGUGGACCAAGAUCCGCGCGCGCCAGCUGCAAAUCGACGCGUGGCGCCACUACAUGAAACGAUUCCUCGGGCGGGCGCCGCCGCCGACGUGGAAGGAGCGCUGGUGCGGAUGCAUUUCCACGGACCAGCGGCUCCGCCUCAUCGCAGCCCAAUUGUACGACCAAGAUCAACUGCACCUCAAAAUGCAAACAAAAAGUCACCCUGGAGGCAAACGAACCGAGCCGGACCGAAAGUUGCUGCAGCGGGGGACCUCCAAGGGAGAGGCGUCAAGUCGAAACACGAAACACAGCGCACUCCCCACGACUACUAGUAGUAGUACUAGUACUACUACUACUGGAAGUAGGACGAGCCACGUUGGCAACCCAACCCACAAGUAAUGAUGCCAAUGGAUGGUUGCGAUUGUUGUGCUUUCGAGGAGUGGUUCCUCGUUGCGUGUACAGUAGUACGAAGUACGAGUACUAGUAGUAGUGUUGACGGCA
Molecule: messenger RNA, 1543 nt
Organism: Aphanomyces astaci
Lineage: Eukaryota; Oomycota; Saprolegniomycetes; Saprolegniales; Verrucalvaceae
Exons: 4
Coding region: 23-1441 (472 amino acids)
Molecular function (GO): calcium-dependent protein serine/threonine phosphatase regulator activity; calcium ion binding
Source: RefSeq, a predicted model, not a curated record